Messenger RNA from Penicillium brevicompactum, 786 nucleotides. RefSeq lists its product as uncharacterized. Bases 1 to 786 code for a protein of 261 amino acids. The transcript has a single exon. Lineage: Eukaryota; Fungi; Ascomycota; Eurotiomycetes; Eurotiales; Aspergillaceae. The record is from RefSeq and is a predicted model, not a curated record.
AUGGUCCGUAUCCUGAUCACAGGUUCCUCCGAUGGCUUUGGCCUGGAGGCUGCCCGCCAGCUAGUCCAGCGUGGCCAUAGCGUCUAUCUCCAUGCACGCAGUGAAGAACGCGCAGCUGAGGCCACGGCAAAGUGCCCGGGAGCUGCCGGCGUGCUGGUCGCAGAUUUGACCAGUGUGGCAGAGACACGCAAAUUGGCCAACGAAGCGAACGCAAUUGGUGUCUUUGACGCUGUCAUUCUCAAUGCCGGCUUGUUGUACGGUCCUUUCCGCAAAACGCCAGACUAUGGCGUACCGGCUCUAGUUUUCGUCAACGUCAUCGCUCCUUAUAUUCUUACCUGUCUGCUCAAGCAGCCGAAACGUCUUAUUUAUAUCGCUUCCAUCUUGCACAGGCAAGCCGAUACAGACGUUAAAGAUAUCUUCUUCCUCGAGCGCGGGGAGCAGGGAUUCCAGGAUUUCCCAGCCUAUUGCGACUCGAAGCUUCAUGUCAUGCUCCUUGCCAAUGCGGCAGCGAGACAGCUCAAGGGCACAUCUAUCAUAUCGGUUCAUCCUGGAUACGUUGCCACCAAGCUUGGAGGCAAAGGUGCCACCGAUAAACUGGAAGACGGCGUUGAGACAUAUGUCAUGCUGGCCGAGGGUGACUACGACCAAAGCCAGACUGGUGUUUAUUACGAGCCCAAAAAGAAGCUUGCUGAGCCUCUGGCUGCAGCCGAAGAUCAAAGUCUGCAAGAGCUUAUUGUCAAAGCGUGUAAAGAAAUCACUGGACUCGAGCUGGGAGCAUCGGCUUAA